AUGAAAGCCCUCAUAUUAUUAGCAAUUAUUGUAUUGAAUACUGUUCAAUGUGUUGAAACUCCCUCUUGGCUUAGCCAAUCUGCUUUUGAAACUUCAUUAAACUGCGUUUCAGCUUUGAAGACUCCCGAUUGUAUUGAUACAACUUGCAUUGAUGCUGCAGUUGCUUACUCCCUUUGUAUCUUUUGUUAAUCUUAUAAUGGUAGCUACAGUUCCUAUUUAAAUUGCGCUAAAGAUUGUGCUACUAUUUUUAUUAAUGAUCCCACUACUAAGGAUAAUACUACAGUUGCUGCUUAUGCUAACGGAUAUACUUCUUGUAUUCAAGCUAUUAAUGGAUAGAUAUUGGCCUUAUCAACUUUCUUCUUAGCUGUUUUCGCUUUGCUCUUCUGA
Tetrahymena thermophila SB210 is the source of this 387-nucleotide messenger RNA. RefSeq lists its product as hypothetical. The transcript has a single exon. The record is from RefSeq and is a predicted model, not a curated record. NCBI's taxonomy places the organism in Eukaryota, Ciliophora, Oligohymenophorea, Hymenostomatida, Tetrahymenidae.